This is a messenger RNA of Phytophthora nicotianae INRA-310, 1523 nucleotides long. RefSeq lists its product as hypothetical. The coding region runs from base 60 to 1439 and encodes 459 amino acids. Lineage: Eukaryota; Oomycota; Peronosporomycetes; Peronosporales; Peronosporaceae. The record is from RefSeq and is a predicted model, not a curated record. The transcript has a single exon. Gene Ontology annotation, molecular function: protein binding.
CCAUUCUCCAUUUUGCUUUGAGCUUCCCAAGUGGCCGCCCUCCUUCAAGUCGCUCCAGGAUGAAACUCAUCGUUUGUCUUCUGCUCGGCGCCGUCGCAAGUACAAACGCGGACUAUGAGCCGUCAGGCACCACCGUUUGCCCGUCCCUGUGCACGGACCAAUUCGAACCUGUGUGCGGUUCCGACGGUGUCACGUACUCGAACGAGUGUUAUCUGCUCCUCGCAGACUGCGAAAACUCCGAGAAGAUCACCAAAGCGUACGAUGGAGAGUGCCUCACUGAGACGACGCCGUCCUCGACCGAUGGCAAUGUGGUAUGCAACGACGAGUGCCCCGAGAACUUCAAACCCGUCUGUGGGUCGGACGGUGUAACUUACUCGAACGACUGCACUCUCGAGUAUGCCCAAUGCACGAGUGGUGGUGCCAUCACCAAAGUGUCCGAUGGCGAAUGUUCCACCUCGAGUCCUGGCUGCUCGGACGUGUGUCCCGAGAUACUCAAGCCCGUGUGCGGCUCUGAUGGAGUCACGUACCCGAACGAAUGCUUUCUGGGCAUCGCAGACUGUGAAAGCCCAGAUGAAAUUACUAAAGCCUACGAUGGAGAGUGCCGCUCUGAGACGACGCCGUCCUCAUGCAAUGAUGUGUGCCCUGAGAACUACCAACCUGUGUGUGGGUCGGACGGUGUGACUUACUCGAAUGACUGCACGCUCGAUUAUGCUGAGUGCUCGAGUAAUGGCGCCAUCACUAAAGUGUCCGAUGGAGAAUGUGACAGUGACUGCCCGGACGUGUGUCCCGAGAUACUCCAGCCCGUCUGUGGCUCUGAUGGAGUCACAUACCCGAACGAGUGUUUUCUGCGGCUCGCGGACUGUGAGACCCCAGAGAAGAUUACCCAAGCACACGAAGGAGAGUGCGUCGAUACGACGUCAUGCGUUGAUCAAUGCCCCGCAAUCUACAAACCAGUCUGCGGGUCGGACGGCGUAACUUACUCGAACGACUGUACUCUCGAGUAUGCUCAGUGCACAAGUGACGGUGCCAUCACCAAAGCCUCCGAUGGAGAAUGCUCUGGCUGCUCGGAGGUGUGCAUCGAGCUAUUCGACCCUGUGUGCGGCUCUGAUGGAGUCACGUACUCGAACUCGUGCUUCUUGAAAAUUGCCAACUGCAAGGAUUCCAGCAUCACUCAAGCUCACGAGGGAGCCUGCACUACCGAAGGAGGCUACAAGGGUAACAAUUCGACUGAAUCAAAUCAGGAGACCAAAGGUGGCAAGGAGUCAUCGUCAUGCCCGGACGUUUGCACCUUGAUCUACGCUCCCGUCUGCGGCUCUGACGGAGUCACGUACAGCAACGAGUGCUUGUUGGGCAUCGCUAGCUGCAACCACCCAGAGCUUCACCUCACCAAGGCUUCCGAUGGAGCUUGCUCGCCUGUUGAGUGCAAGACAGAUUACUAGACAAUCCGUGGUGGUAUCAAGUUGCAUAGUGAUCUUGUUCAUGUUUUACAUUAAAAUUUCAAUGUUACUACCCACAACUACGAA